Rhodamnia argentea is the source of this 4789-nucleotide messenger RNA. RefSeq names its product probable disease resistance protein At5g45510. The transcript has 3 exons. Bases 140 to 4408 code for a protein of 1422 amino acids. Gene Ontology annotation, molecular function: ADP binding; protein binding. The record is from RefSeq and is a predicted model, not a curated record. Lineage: Eukaryota; Viridiplantae; Streptophyta; Magnoliopsida; Myrtales; Myrtaceae.
ACUACAUUAAAUGGUGUAUGCGGAAGAGUUGAGCUGUAUUUAUUCUCUAUGGUUAACUUAGAAGGAUAGUUCAGCAAAAGAAAAGAAAAGAAAGCCAUCCUUAAUCAAUGUCCUAUUUGUACAGUUGCAUUUGCCAGCAAUGGCCAACCCGACAGAUUCUCUGGAAGCUCUGAAAAAGGAGAUUUCAGCUUUUCUAAGUGAUGGUAACAAGAAAACAGUUGUCCUUUUUGGAGAAGCUGGAGUGGGUAAAACAUGGAUGGCAAAAGAGACAAUUAAGUCUGUCAGCCUUGAGGGCUUCUCCUAUCGAACUAUUUGGGUGGUCCCAGGAUAUAAUUAUGAAUUCAAAUCUCUUGUUGAAAAUAUUGCUGUUCAGCUGUCUGUGUUUUCUUCUAAUGAGGAGUGGGAGGAAGAUGAUAAUGUAGAGAUGGAGCAGCAGGAGCAAGGAGUGGCCUUGGAAAGUCUGAAACGGAGAAUACUGGAAAAGCUUGACUUAAUGAAAUCUGCAAAACUUAGACAAAUGAAAACUGCAAAGAAUGAAGAGAAGAAACUUGGAAAGCCUGAACCAAAAGCAACAGUGAAGGUUGAUCAGAAUGAUGCUCCUAUGGCUGGAAAAGAUCCAUAUCUUCUUGUAGUUCUGGAUGAUAUUAUUUACAAGGACGAAAAGAAAAUUCUUCUUGAUUUAAGUGGCCUCCUCCAUGGGCACCUUCUUAAGGUUUUAAUCACACGAAGGGGCAGUGAUACCGGUAUUGGCAAUGAGGGAAAUGGGGAUACAAUUCUGACUGAGGAUAGAAGACUAUAUGAAAUCAAAUUCCUGUCUCCUAUCGACUCAUCAAAAUUACUGCGGAAUAGGGUCAAGGAGGAAGUUUCUAGGGCAACUGCGUUUGAAAGACUGUCUGCAGCUAUUGGAAAAAGUAGCUCUGGUCAUCCUGGGGCAAUUAUUGUGAUGGCAGAAGCCAUGAAUCAUGUUAAAGACUCUGAAUUGGACAAUGCAGUUGAAGAAGCGGCCUCUAUACUUGAAUCUGCUGAUAUCGAAACAUUGUUGCAGCAUGUGUAUAAAAUGUUGCCAAGCACUCUCAAUAGGUGCUGUUGGCACUGCAGAUACUUGUUUCUCCAUCAUGAUAGCAUCCACUACAAUGAGCUGAUAACUCACUGGUUACUGGAGGGGUAUUUUGAUCACCAUGAUCAUAUUGAGAAGGCCUACGAGGAAGCACAUCGUACUCUGAUGGAGCUCAAAGAUCGUGGAUUUCUAAGAGAAAAAGACAAUAGUUAUGUUUAUAUGGAAAGUGAUGCUUUGGGAGUCACUGAUCACCGGCGCGAUGGACUUAGCGGGUCUGCAUGUGUUGGCAUGGCUAGUGUACUGAAUGGCCAAACUUGCCAAACUUGGGCUGGUCUUGGGAUGGUUAUACAGACGGAUGGGAUAAUCAAAACACGUUGUGGGAAAAGGACUGAGAUGUCCACGCUCCUUAUAGAUGGUGCUCGUUUUUGCAGGGAAGUCCCUGAAACAUUAUUCCAAAGCAUGCACAGACUUAAAGUCCUGGUCAUCUUAAAUCCGAUGUUCAAAAAACUGCCUUCAGCACUUUCAAAAUUGAAGGAGCUUCAAGCACUUGUUCUGAGGGGCUGUCACCUACUGGAGAAUGUGGAUGAGAUCCACGAACUUACAAACUUACUCGUUCUUGAGAUAUCUGGGGCUCGUUUCGUGGAGGAAAUCUGUGAUAAUCUUUUUGAGCAGAUGAAAGAUCUUAGAUCUCUUAACUUAUCUGAAGUUGGCAUUAAGUGGCUUCCUGCUUCUGUCUUAAAUCGGAGCGAACUCCGUUGGCUCAUUCUUAGAAAUUGUCCAAAUUUGAGACAAUUGUGUGAUGUUAAUUUAUUGAAGACAAAGGAAUCGGAAGUUCUUUCAAUGGCAAAACUUGAAGUGUUUGAUUUCUCUGGUUCAGACUCUUUUCGAAAUAUCCUGGUCAAGAAUCUCUCUUCUCUCCCGAAACUUCAAAUUCUCAAUCUUUCCAAAACCGGAAUUGGGCGCUUGCCCUACUUUCGCAAUUUGGGAGAGCUCACUCGACUCCUCUUAAGUGACUGUCCAUCCCUGACAAGACUUCCCACCCUAGAACCAUUACCUAAACUAGAGAUUCUUGACCUCUCGAAGACAACAGCUUUGAGAGAUUUACAAGAUGAUUCUCUGCAAACUAAAAUUGACCUUAGAAUUCUGGAUCUCUCAGGUAGUGCUGUAAAUAAGAUACCUCACAAGAUGAGCAGCUUAUCUCAUCUUCUUUUGAGUGGUUGUGUGAAGCUUCCCACAUUGCCAUCCACGCAGGGCUGCGAAGACCUUGAGGAGCUGAACCUUUCUGAUGCCUCUAUGUUAGAAGAAUUCGAAGAUAAGUCAUUUGAACAUCUUCAUUCCCUUCGCCGACUCAUCCUCUCAAAUGCUAAGAUAAAAGCUCUGCCAUCACUUUCUGAAAAUUCUGAACUCCGUUUGCUUAUGGUGAAGAAUUGUAAAUUCCUUACUAAGUUGUCAAACUUGAGUAAACUUCAGAAACUGGAAGUUCUUGAUCUCUCGGGAUGCUAUGAGUUGGUGGUAGCAAGCAAUGACUCCUUUUGGGGCAUGUCUCACCUGAAGACCAUCAAUCUUUCAGAGACUAAAAUUGAAAGCCUUCCUUCAAAUUGCUUUCCUAUCAGCCUUCGUCAACUGAUAAUGAGAAAUUGCACCUGCUUGAAUGACCUUCCUUCCUUGGAAGCUCUGUUAGACCUAGAGGUACUUGACCUCUGUGGUGCAAUAUCUUUGAGCAAUAUAAACCUUGAGUUUCUUCGCCAUAUGAGCAAACUAAGGAUUCUCAACCUCUCUGAAAUAAAAUUUGAAGAACUGCCAUCUCUGGCCCACCUCACUCACCUUAGGGAACUCUCUCUGAGAGGUUGUUCCUGUAAAGUGUCUGAGCUGGAUGCUCUAAAGGAGCUCGAGCUGCUGGAUCUAUCGGGGACCAAAGUUGAGUCUUUACCCACCCUUGGGACUUUUAGCAAGCUUCGGCAACUACUUCUGAGAGAUUGUGCUGAUUUGGAAGAUUGGGAAAAUUUGAAGUCCCUUACCGAAUUGGAGGUUCUAGAUCUUUCAGGGACAAAAAUGAAAGAUUUUCCUUAUGAUGUCUCAAAUCGGACUACCCUAAGGAAGCUCAAUCUGCAGGAUAUGAAGCACAUUAAAGAAAUUGACUGGAAGAAGAUAAAGUAUAUUCCAGAGGAGUUCAACUUGGGAGGCUGUGGACCCCUAAGUUCUGAGAGUUCCGAAUCUCCUGAGUGGCCUUCCAUAUCAUUAUGUGGUACCAAAUUUCUCCAGCUCUUGGAGGAAAAUCCUAAGUUGUGGGAUACAUGCUUCCAAAAAUUCCACUUUGCUGUUUGGCUUCCCAAAAAUGAAGAUGGAAGGAUACACGACCUUGGAGAUGGGGGCCUACUGAUGGAUAUCAACUCUCAGCGAAGAAUUCCUCUUGGUAAAGAAAUGGGGCGGUAUCUGGAGAUCCAUGGAUCCUAUUGCCGUUCCGGUCUACCUGAACAUGUUCUCGAGCAUGCGGAUCACAUAUCGCUGAUUGAUGAUAGAUCUUUUAGUCACCUAUCUGAGCUUGUUAAAGAGAAUUUGACAUCAGUAAAGAGCUGUUGGCUUGAUUGUUGCAUGAAUAUCCAUAGCAUAGUCGAUGGGGAAGAAGAAGCCAGAGCUUCGGGAAAGCUUGAGUUUCUUUAUCUGUGUAAUCUCUCUUCCUUAAGAUCCGUAUGUGAUGAUAAAGUGCAGUCUGAGGUCUUCGGAGGUCUAAAGAGCUUGUUUAUAGAUUGUUGCCCAAUGCUCACUGAGAUUUUCCCAUUGUCCCAGCUUCCAAAGAAGCUCGAAAAUCUCCAAGUCAAAUUUUGUGAUGAAAUGAAAGAGCUAUUUAACCCUGGUGUGUCCACAGAAUGUAACUUGCAGACCUUGGAUCUUCUGGAAUUACCAAAGCUUGUGAGAAUUGGGGUUAUGAUGGUCUCCCUGCGAGUACUGAAAGUGAGAUGGUGUCCAAAUCUGGAGAAUCUAGCGGAAGUGCUUGGACAAGCUGAAAAUCUGGAAAUUCUCCAUAUUUCCUAUGCUGAUGGGGUGAAGAGCAUAUGCAGUCAGAAAGUGAAGCCGGGGAGCUUAAAAAAUCUAGAACAGCUAAAAAUAGAAUCUUGUCCUCAGCUCAAAGAAGUUUGUCCCUCAUCCAAUUUACCGCCAAACCUGAAGAUUCUUGAGAUAAGCUCAUGUCAAAGCUUGGAAACUAUAUUCAGAGGCAGGUUGGCAGGUCCUUCGUUGUCAAGUUUACGACUGUGCAGCUUGCCUAGUCUAAGCGGCACUGUGUUCAAAGUACCAGGUCAACGCCAUGUUGUCAGAAACUGCCCAAAUCUGCAAAUAGACCAAUCCGGUUAAGUGGGAGGCAUUUCUUCAGUCAUGAAUCUGUGAUGAUCCAUUGAAUGCAGGAGAAAUUGCACCUGAAAUGUCUGGCAGCUCUUCUCUUCCAUAAUGCAUUAUAACAUUCAUGGCCAUCAUGAACGAAUGGAGAAAUCAUUGGAGGCUUACUGGAUGCAAUGUCCAACCACACUUGUUGUAACUUAAUCCAUAUGUUCCUUGAGAGAUGUGAUGCAGCAUAGAAUUAAGACACUGGAUGUCAAGUGUGACUUAAUUGUUUCAUCCAAGGAAGUCUGUGAGGCCUAUGCCGUUCUUUCAUGUUUGGUUUCAGGUUCCUUAUUUUGUAUGGACACUGCCAUAUCUCGACUAAUCCAAAUCCCACAUAAAUUGAGACCUUUGCAA